Rotaria sordida is the source of this 590-nucleotide messenger RNA. NCBI's taxonomy places the organism in Eukaryota, Metazoa, Rotifera, Eurotatoria, Philodinida, Philodinidae. The record is from the annotation of a GenBank genome assembly.
UUGGUCGUCUUGAUCAUAGUUCUAAACUGGCCGACUUUUUCCAAAAUUGCAAGAAAAAUUCUACUUACAAUAGUACAACAUCGAUAACUGAAUUUCUUGAAUCUACCAAUGGAAUUUUAGAAAAGAACAUUCUUAAUAAAAUACGACAGUCAAGAUACUGUGAUCAAAUGACUGGAGCACCAUGUGAAACUUAUGUAAGUUUAUUGCAUUUAAAAAAUAAAGAUGCAGAAUCUAUAUUUAAUUCUAUCGUAAUGGAUUUACAAAAGAAAAGCAUUGAUUUAAGCAAAACUCGCUUCGUCUCAUUUGAUGACGCUGCAGUCUUCAGUGGAAUACAUAAUGGUGUUGCAGCUAGAUUUCGUGCUGCAUUCAAUAUAGCAAUAUUAUUUAUUUAUUGUCGAGCUCAUUCGUUACAACUAGCUGUAAUAUCUGCUGCUGAAGAUUCUCCUGAUAUUUCUAGAAGCUUAUCCGCACUUAAAUCAUUAGUUAAUUUUAUCAAUCGAUCAUCGGUAAGAUUAAGUUUAUUUGAAAAUAUUCAAGAUAUUUUUAGAAAUCAACAUAUUAAAUUGAUCCAACCCGGUGAUACACGUUGA